CCGUUCGAUCAACAUGGAUCUCUCUGUGAUCAUACCUCCUGUGGUCAGAUACCAGUUCCGUUACCGAUCCUGGGAAAAUAGCACUCGUGUGGAUAUGUCACACAAUGAAGAAGCUCCAGCACCUAGAGACCCAGGUGUUUCCUUGACAACUCAUCCUAGCUUCACAGAUCAAGAUUUUGAAGGCCACAGAGCACAUACAGUUUAUGUUGGCCUUCAUGUCCCUGGCUACAGGAGGAGAGGCCACAGACGUCACCGUCACCACCAUCAUAAAAAUGGACACAAGAAGAAAGAGGAUGGAACUGCUGCUGACUAUGAACAUGGAAUUAAUCGUCCAGUCACCCCUCCUGCUGAACGUGUACACUUUAUCUUGGGAGAGGGGGAGGAUGAUACCCAUGAAUCUCACCCCCUCUUCAGUGAAAUGGAAGAGCUCCAAGGAGAUGGAGAUGAUAUGGAAUGGAGAGAGACUGCAAGAUGGGUAAAAUUUGAGGAAGAUGUAGAAGAAGGUGGAAACAGAUGGUCCAAGCCACAUGUAGCUACCAUCUCUCUCCACUCUCUCUUUGAGCUUCGCAGCUGUAUAUUGAAUGGCACUGUUAUGCUAGACAUGGAUGCUUCAAGCCUGGAUCAAAUCUCGGACCUUAUGCUGGAAAGUAUGGUUAAUUCCAAUCAACUCCAAGGUGAUAUGCGAGAGAAAGUGAAAGAGGCCCUUCUCCGUCGGCACCGGCAUCAACAUGAAAAGCGUCAUGGUGGAGAGAAAGGCUCUCGUCUACCUUUAAUACGAUCUUUGGCCGAAAUUGGACGAAACUCAAGCAAAAGCGUGUUUGGUUCUAAUAAUAGUGGACAGAAUCACCAUGAGUCAGGAAUGCCCCAAAGCCCCAGUUCUACAUCUUUGCAUGGACAUAAUACACAACCUUGUCUUACAACCACUGGCUCUACUCUCACAGAAAACACUGGAGCAAGUUCUGCAGACCUACAACACAAGCUAAAUCAAGCCUUCAUGAAGAAGAUCCCACCAGGUUCAGAAGCCUCCAACAUCCUAGUUGGAGAUCUUGAAUUUCUAGACAGGGCUAUUAUGGCUUUUGUUCGGCUGAAGCAGGGUAUUCACUUAGGUGAUCUGACAGAGGUUCCUGUCCCUACUCGGUUCCUCUUCAUCUUACUUGGUCCUAGUGGUAACCUUCCUCGUUACCAUGAGAUUGGUCGUGCCAUGGCAACACUUUUAUCAGAUGAGGUUUUUCAUGAUGUUGCAUACAAAGCAAGGAACCGACAAGAUCUUUUAGCUGGGGUAGAUGAGUUUCUAGAUGCUGUUACAGUAUUGCCUCCUGGUGCUUGGGAUCCAAGUAUUCGGAUAGAACCACCAUCCCAUGUUCCAUCCCAGGAAGGGAGGAAGAAGCAUAAAGAACCAGAUAAACAGCCACAUAUUGAGCCAGAAGAAGAAGAAGAAAAACUGCGAGAAGAAAGUGGAUUAAAGAGAACAGGAAGGAUUUUUGGUGGGUUGAUGAAUGACAUUAGACGGAAAAAAUCCUGGUACAUCAGUGAUUUCAAAGAAGCUCUGGCUCUUCAGACUGUAGCUUCAGUGUUCUUCUUAUACUUUGCUUGUCUUGCUCCAAUAAUUACAUUUGGAGGUUUGUUAGCAGAUGCAACAGGCUCUCAACUGGCUGCCAUUGAGAGUUUGCUCUCUGGGGCUAUCAAUGGAAUCUUGUAUGGAUUCUUCAGUGGGCAACCAUUAAAUAUUCUUGGAAGUACAGGACCAGUGUUGGUUUUUGAAACAAUUAUAUAUUCGUUUUGUAGGGAUAAUGGUUUCGAGUACUUGCCUCUUCGUCUCUGGAUUGGACUCUGGACAUCGGCUAUAUUAAUAUUGCUAGUAUCUUUGGAUGCUAGUGCUCUGGUGUGCUACAUUACUCGAUUUACCGAGGAAAAUUUUGCCACACUGAUUUCUAUGAUUUUUAUUUACAAAGCUAUAGAAAAAGUGUGGCAUAUCAAUCACGACUAUCCACUUCAAAUUCAUACAACGAGCCUUGUGAAUCAGAGCUGUUACUGUGCUCCUAAUGAGAACUCCAGUAUUAUUGUUCAACCUCUUGUAAACUGGUCAAGAUUGUCAACUGAUGAGUGUGACUACUAUAAUGGUACUUUGGAGGGAGAUGGCUGCACACCACAUAAAUACGUUCCUGAUGUGUUUUUAUUCUCCAUGAUCUUGUUUUUGGGAACUUUCACCUUAUCAAUUAUCCUGAAAGAUUUUAAAUUUACUUCUUUCUUCCCCUCAAACAUCAGAGCUGUCAUCAGUGAUUUUGCUGUUGUUAUUGCCAUUUUGAUUAUGACAAUUACUGACUUUUGUGUUGGUAUAGAAACUCCCAAACUUGAGGUUCCUCAUAAGUUUAAGCCAACAUGGGAAGGUCGAGGCUGGUUGAUACCUUGGUUUGGAACCAAUCCCUGGUGGACAGCAAUAGCAGCUGUUUUUCCUGCUCUGUUGGCAACCAUCUUAAUCUUCAUGGAUCAACAGAUUACAGCUGUCAUUGUUAAUCGAAAAGAAAACAAAUUAAAGAAAGGUUGUGGCUACCAUUUAGACCUGUUUGUCCUUUCUAUCCAAAUUGCGAUUUGCUCCAUUCUUGGUCUUCCUUGGUUUGUGGCUGCCACUGUCCUGGCUAUGACCCAUGUGAACUCCCUGAAGAUGGAGUCAGAGACAGCUGCACCAGGAGAGAAACCUCAGUUCCUGGGAGUUAGAGAACAACGAGUCACUCAUAUUCUAAUCUUCAUCUUGGUUGGUUUAUCUGUCUUCUUCACUCGUGUUUUAAAGUUCAUCCCUAUGCCUGUUUUGUUUGGUGUGUUUCUGUACAUGGGCGUUUCUGCACUCAAAGGAUUACAGUUGUUUGACCGUAUCCUGAUCCUUUUCAUGCCACAAAAGUACCAACCAGAUUUGAUGUUUCUUCGAUCUGUAGAAACCUUGCGAGUUCACUUGUUUACUGCUGUCCAAUUAGCCUGUCUGGUGUCCUUGUGGGUAAUCAAGUUAUACAAACCUAUUUCCAUUGCUUUUCCUCUCAUGCUGGUAGUGAUGAUUGGCAUCAGAAAGUUGUUGGACUUUGUCUUCACCCAGCGUGAAUUAAAGAUCCUUGAUGAUGUAAUUCCAGAGUCAGCUAAGAAAAAAUUAGAAGAGGAAUUGAGAAAGAUGGAAGAGGAACAGGAUACAAGCACGGAGAAGGAAGGAGUAAUACUGCCUGAUGCCAGUGCAGGAAAUGUAGCUAUCCCUCUGGCAAAUGGAAAUGUACUGAAGAUUCCUGUUACUAAAUUCAAAGAAGAAAAUGAACAACUGAACUCGGAUCAAUCUAACAUUAACAUCUCAGAGCAGUUGAACAAAACUGGGUUGUGGCAGAGCCUACAGCAGAAGGAGCACAGCACCCCCAAAAUACUGCAGAAAAACAGUCCCCCAUCCUUAAAGAUCCCAACCAGUCUGAAGAAGAAGCGAGGCAAUAAAAAUGAUGCAAUAAAUGAUGAGGAAAGAAAACGGCUUUCAACCAUGGCUGAAGAUGAAGAAGAGGAUGAAUGUGGAAUAACAAUUAAGAUUCAAGAACCUACCCCCAUACCUUCCAACAGCCCAUCAAAAGAAGCUUCACCAGAUGACACAACUUCCAGGGAACAGGUUAACCAUAGUGAGACUCGGGUUUGACUAUAGUGACCUUUAGUUCUAAUUAGUAGGUCAUAUUGGUCAUAGGGUGUGAAAAUGUCCGAGUCUUUAGCCAAGCCUGGCUCCUUACCAGCAUCGCUCAAAUCCUUCUUAUGUUUGAUUCACUUUUGUUCUUUGACAGAUAUAGCUCAACUUUUGGUUGUGACUUCCACAGUCUCAGGAAUUACCAAAGAAAAUCAUUUCCACUGUCAGGUCCAUAAUGUCAUGGGAACUUGACCAGUGGAUGCAUCUUAGGGCCUCUGUGGCUGGCUGGGAUCACAUGAAAAGUAACGAAGUUAUAAUGGACUAACUAGUUGAAUAAAAAAAAAAAAGAAUACAAAAAAUAGAUGGUUUUCUUUAACCAAAGAUACCAACUGUGUUUACACGUGUUGUGCUUCCAAUAUGGGACAAACAUUGGUUCACAAAUGUCAUCUUUAUUCACUAAAUACAAUGUGUACGUAUAUGUUUUUAGUAUGGGUUGGUGAUGGUAUUGAUAGGUUUUGUCAACACUGUCAGUAAGCAGAAGGUAAAUUUUCUUCAUGACUUUUAUGGUUCAGAGUCUUAUCUAGAUUGACUAUUCUACCAUAUUUGUGGUUUAAGUCUGACUUGUCAGAAUCUUCAAAAGUUUUCAUUAGAUUUUCUGUCAGAGUAGUUUGUUUACCAAAAUGUAACAAUAGUUUUCAUUUAUGAAAAGAACCAUCAAUCAUACAUGCGCAUGUAAACGUAUAUCCUAUAACAACCAAUUUGUCAGAUUUGUAGCUAGAUGAGGCUCUACACUAACAGUAAAAAGUACACAUUUAGAUUUCUGACUAGUCUAAAGCUGUGUGAUAAGUAGAUGAAAUGUCUGAUUUAGUUUGAGCUUAUAAGAAUAUACGUAUGGCUAGAAUGUGACUGGUAAGUUAUACUUGUUUUGUUGGGUAUCUGACUAGUCUAAAUUUACAUUUACUUAUUUCUUUUGAAGGUAAAAAACUAGUUUUUGUGGGAUUUUAGGGUAUAGAAAAUACAAAGGUAAUUUGAAAUAUUGCUUUAUGUCAGAUGGUUAUUAUAUUCUCUGUUCUACAACUUUUUAACAUGCCUUUGUGCAAAGAAUAAUUUUUAUGUUUAUUUAUACAUCAACAAUAAUGAAAUAAUUUGAAUAAGAAAUUUUUUUUCAUUGAGAACAUUUCAUUUGCUUUGAGGAGAUUUAUGUAACUGGUUUAGCAAACUUGUCUGUUUUAGUAUCAUGUCAGUAAAAUUGAAAGUAGAUGUAGUAGAAAUAAGGCCCAAAUAAAUGAUUAUUGUUGUAACUUAAGAAAUUAGUCAUAUUCAUUUUCAGUUGUUACUAAGUCUGUAUGUAGAUUGAUAAUGACUGACUUAUGUGGUUACAUCUAAGUUAUAUUACAUAACCUAAUUACUUGUUUAGUUGUACAAGUAUAAGACUAAUUCAAACAAUGAGAUUUAGGUGAAGUGAACAAGAUCCUAAGAAAAAUUAACCCUCUGAGACAUCUUGAACUUGAACCCUUUCCAAGCCUGAACAGAUUAAAAUAACUAUUUAUUCUUUUGCUUUGAAACAUAAAUAGCAAUGCCAAUCUAACCUAAACUGUGAUUAUACAUGUUAUGGAUAAAGCAGUUUGCAUAUCAAGGAACAUAAAAUACAGUAAUUUUAUCAAUCAGAAGUAAGUACACAACUGAAACAACUCAUUCACUUACAGCACAUUUACAUUAAUCUGAUCAGCCAAAAGAACAGCGUUCACUCAUUUAAGAAUAGAUACUGCAGUAACUAUAUAAAGUGCACAGUACUCAUCCACAAAAACUAGAUAGUGCAAUGAUUUUACCCAUCAAAGGAACAGCAUCCACCCACCUAAAAACAGAUAAUGUAUUAACCAUAUCAUUCAAGGUUAGAGCACUCACCCAUUUAAAAACACGUAGUGCAGUAUAACACCCAUCCACCUUGUUAAUAAGAAGUAGAGAUCUUAUGCUAUCUUGUGUUGUACAUGUAACUUUUACUGUUUCAGAGAUUAUCUGUUCAUUCCUAUUUUAUUAGAAAGUAAUUCACAAUUUUUAAACACUGUAAUUCCAACUUCAGGGUCAAAAUGACUUUCUUUAGAUCACUCCUUCUCAAUAGAAAAUACUCCUGUUGGAUAUCUGUCCACAUAAGGUUCUGGACUUAAACCUUUAGCAGUACCAUUAUUCCAUACUUUGUCAGUAAAUUCUAUAAUUCCUUACUGUCAAAAAAAAAAUUGUAUUUGUAUUUUUUCCCCACGAGGUUCUGGACUUUAUCCUUUCUUGGCUGCAAAUGUACUGUAGUUCCAUUACUUGUCAGUAGGAAUUUCUGCGGUUAACCUAUUGUUAACAGAAGUCGAUUAUCAUUAUAUUUCUUGUUGAAGGAUUCUGUAAUCUACCCACCAUCUGUAAUUACAUGUUCUUAAAACAGGAAGAGCAGGUCUUCCCACUUUAACAUUAGGAUUUACUGUACCAUUCUCUAUUUUAAAAAAAUUGCUGUUAUAAAUUACUUACUAGAAGUUACCAUAGCUUAAUUUUUUGUUGACAGGAGUUUCUUAAUUUCACUCAUUAUCAGUAGGAUACGUUAUAAUACCAUUAGGAUAGACUGUUAUUCCCCGUAAUUAGUAGAAGGUACCAAAGUUUCAUCUCUAAUCAGUAGUGGAGCACUGUACCUUUUAUCAUUUGUUAACAGUUAUUGAAAAAUUAAUUGAUCCCAAGUCUUUAAUAAAACCAACUGAAAUUAAAACAGUCUUUAAUUACAGGAAAAACUAAAUUCUACACUUGCUGAUGUAAAAAUAAAAUUUCAUACCCUAUAGGUUCGUAACAUAGCUUGAGAAAAUUAAGAUUUGCUUGAUACUAAAGUUCAACAUUUACACUACAUAUGACAAGGAUGCUCAUAUUAUUGUGUAUAAAGUUUCAUAAUUUCAACAACUUUGAACAGUUACUAUUACUUCAUAAAAUAUUCAGAAACCAAGUUUUUACCCUUUAUUGAUUAAAUCUAGAUAUGUUUAUCAAUAAAGAAUUAGGAAGAUGCAAAAACCUUUUUGGAAGUUAAAGAGUUAGGGAGACUUGGAAGGUAUAUAUCUUGCGUGUUUUGGCUUAUUCUUCCCCAUCACCCCCAUGCUACAAGCAAGAACAUAAAAACUAUAUACAUUGACUACUUUAUUGUAAUGGGAUCUGGAAGUAGCAAGGUACUGUUGUUUAUUACAGAAUAUUCCUUGUGUUUCAUGCAGUAGCGUGCAGAGGGGGGUGAAAGGUGCCGAGGCCCCGGGCAUCUAUGUUGGGAGGGUAUCCAACGCAAAGAGUCGAAUCGAAUAGUAGAACCCUUUCCGCCCUUCCUCAAGGUCUUAGGUACAAGGCCCCGGGCAUCAUAGAACCUCUGCACGCCCCUGGAUUCAUGGUGCUAUAGAACUGAAAUUUUACUAUUUCACCACUCCAUUUUUAUUUCAAUCAAAACCAGUAUUCAUAAGGAAAGUGUAAUACUAUUUAUUAGUAGUUAAAUCACUGGUAAUGCAUUUGUUCAACAACACAGAUCAUUAGACCUACUGUGUCUCAAUUUUCACUUCUUUAGCAAGCUGUUAUAUUUGAAAAACUAUUAAAAUUUAUAAUAAGAUUACAAUAUGUAAGUGUAUUAUAUUUAGCCCAGCAAAUCAUGCUGCUUGGUGCAAAGGGUGACUAAGGAUUUGGAUAACAAUUCUGAUAAUUGUUACUUCUACAAUCUACAGAGUGUACUUGAAAUGUUAUUACUACAUUCUUCUUGCUUAAUCUUUCUAAUGGUUAGUUAAGCCUACAGUUCUGAUAUUCCAUUAGUCUUGCUUGCAGCUUAUAAUCCUUCAGUUUUGAGGCUACAUCCCUGAUAAUUAUAAGAACUUGAAAGUAAUAAAGAAUGUAACAAUAUGUCAACCACAUUACUAUAUCCAGUGCUGUCAAGGCCUUUCCAUUAAUACCACAAAUCAUCAGGCCCGCCAGGAUACGACAUAGUAGUGGUAUAGAUGCUAGUUAUAUUAAAUUCCAAAUUCUGUCAAAAGCAACAGUUAAGAUAGAGUACCUUACUUUCACUAUGGUUCUUCCUGUGACAUUGACUAAGGCAACACUAGUGGAAACUAUUUUAGGAACAAGUUUGUGCUCAGGUAUGGGUGGAUAACUUUGGGGAGGUGUGUGCCUCUUUGUACGAUUGGUGCUAAUAAACUUACCAUUCAGUUCUAAAUGAACCUGUCAUCAAAAAGCCAUAAUUAGUAAAUUUUUUGGUAUGUCAAACAUAUACGACUCAGUUUUAAUGAAAUGAUUUCAAAAAAAAGUUAAUUUGUUUACAAAAUAUAUCAAAGAGAGUUUGUCUAAUGCAGACUCACAAACCAUGAUUGUGGAACCCUCUAAAAUCUCUAGCUUGAAGCCCAAUUCAGUUAGAAGUACAAUAGGAACAGCUUUCAUUACAGCUACACAAGAACGACAUGAAGUUCAGUAAAGAGCAUAUAACUAACUACAUUUAUUGUCAUUUAUUUUCUUGAUCAAGUCAGAUCCUCAAAAUCCUUCAUCCACAUUACUAUCAUGAAAAUAUCUUCAAGUUACCAAAAUAACUUCAUUGUACUACACCACUAGAUUUCAACACCCAGUCAGGAAUAAUUAUGAGAUAUUGAAGGAGUAGAGAAUGCCUCUUUAUGCUGGAAAUAUAACCACAAUGGUGCUCUAACCUUGAUAAUAGUAGUUAUAGCCAAUCUCCUGAUGCAUAAUCUGUUCAGUGUUAACAACAGCUGAAAUUAUAACAUGAUAGAAGUUUGAGGGCAAAGGACAUUUAGCUUCCUCAUAUUUUUUCUUACUGAACACACUAAGAAUUGGCGAGUUUUUUAGCAGAGAAUAUAAUGGUGUAAAUAUAACUAGAUAUUAAGUACAAAUUGUUAUAACAAAAAAGUGUAUUUAUUAAACAUUAUGUUCACUAGAAUGUGAAACUAAUAUUCUCCAUAUUGAGAGAGACUUGAUUCAUAACCAACACUGAAUUAGUAACACAAAAGUUAUUACUGUUAUUCAGUUGGUGCAUGUAAUCUGCUUCCCCAAUCUUUAAUUAUGUUCAAACUGAGCCCACUGACAUAUUUUUAAAAAUACAGUAUUAAAAAGUGUUGUUUCAGACUGCAUAGUUUUGAGAAAAAAAUGUUUGUGCUUUGUAAUCUUUAAUUUAGCAUCAUAUUGUUUUGGGUAAAAUAUUAACGAAAUCAUACCUUUAUAGAUUUUGUGGUCUAUUUUGAUGGUCUCUGGCAUAAUAAAGUUGUUGCAUGAUAGCCUUUAUUUUUUCCAUUAUAUUGCCUCACAAUUAAAUUUUUUUAAUCUUUUGAAUGGUAUUUUAUCUUUUGGACUUGCAAUUAUUAGCAACAGAAGUGGAGAAUCCAAUAUCUUGUGUUUGUCCAGGAAGUAGGCCAAUAUAAGUGAUAUUGCCUACAUUUUUAUUGGAAGAAUGAUGUUGAGUUGUUUCUGUAAGGAAGUGUAAAAUGUUUUAUUUGACUACAGUUAUCCCCAAAACCCACUUUGUGAUUCAUUAUUCCUUUCAUUUACUCAUUUUUAACAGUCUUUAACCUACUUCAAGGAUUUAUGUGGAAAUAAUCUUUUCUUCUACACAAGUAAAACCAACUUCUUGUUUGGAUGAGUCAACCAGUGUUAGAUGGUUAUUUAGCAUAACUCUUUGAAAUCACAAAAUUCAGCAAGUAGUUUUCUCUAACAGUGUUUAGCGAAGUGAUUAAUAUGGUCAAUAUCUGAACUUGAAAAGGUUGUUUGGUAAGUAGUAGUAGGGUAAAACCAAUGGGCUAUUGUGCCAGUUCUCACAAUGAUUGACAUAGGCAUUAAAACUUGCAAUUUAAGUUUGUUCACUGAUGGGUUAUCAUGUUUUGAAAGUUCACAGAGAAAUGAAAAACCUCAGAAGUUUACACGGUUAAAUGCUGCUUAGAAGAUAACAAUGUUGUAGAAACUAGAAAAUGAAAGAAUAGCUAUUUGCAUCACUGAAAAGAAAGUUUAAAAGAGUAAAACUGCCUGAUUUAUUAAUAUUCAUGCUAUGUCCGUCUUCAAGUUUCAGAAGUUUUCUUUCCUUCAAAAACUUAUAUUAUGUAUGUAUCAAUAAGUAUAUAUGUAUUCCAUGCAGCAAAACAAUUCAAGAGAUUGGUUAAUUUAAGUACUACGGAUUCCCUGAUUUAAAAAAAAUAUCAUAAAAAUACAAAAAGAAUAAAAACUUUGAUUUUUUUAAAUUUUAUUUUUAAAUCAAUGUAUGUAUAUAUUUUUUAAUUUAAAAUAUCUAUAUUAUUUUGAAAUACAAAAGAGAAGAAAGACUUUCAGUUAGAGGUAGUAACUAAAUGUACAGUAGCACAACUUUGUUAAAAAAUAUAACAUUACUAAGUCAUUCUGGAUUAAAGCAUAACUAUUAAUAAAUUACUUCAUAACUCAUACAAACUCAACAUGUCUUAGUAAAUAUCAUAAUAAACUUAGGUUUAAGUUAGUUAACAAUGCUAACGUCUACAUCAUUAUCAUUUGAAAUCAUUGAACCAUUAUUAAAGUGAAAACUAUUAAAACAUUGGCUCAUAAAAGAAAAUACUAAAUCACUAUAUGUUAAGUUGUAAAACCAGCAUGGCAUUCUUUGGGUUAAAGUACCACAACACUUACAUUGAUUCUUUUUUUUUUAUAUACCACACAACUGUUUACUUAAAAGUUGCAGCUAACCCUUUUUAAUAACUCAAAAUGAACUGGUUUUCUCACCAAGACAUUUUUAUGUUGAUGUUCAAUAUGUUUCUAGCAACAUGUACUUGAACAUGUUUAAUCCAGGUGUUUACAAGUUUUCAUAUUAGUCAAGAAUUAUACUGUACUUAGGGGAAUUUUUCUUUUUUAUCUGGUGGAAAGUAGUAAUUGUUGAAAUAAUUAACUAAGGUAUAGUUUAGUUUAAAUAUGUUUCCAGUAUAUAGAAACAAUGGAUGUAUAGCAGAUUAGAUUUAAAAUUUAUACAAAGUAGGAAGUGUUAAUCAUUUAUAGUUUGUAGAAGUAAUAAAACAAAUGGUAUUCAAGAACAUACAAAUAUAUAUAUCUUGCUACAGUUUGGUUUGUACAUUUUUUAAAAACUACACGUUAUUUGUGACAGUUUUAUCUAUAGCAAUACUACAAAAGUUCUCAGAAAAUAUGCAUGUGUAUAAUUUUCUUACCACUUAAAUGUGGAGAUUAUGUUUACAGAUAGAGGAGGUUGUUGUGUUAUAUAAAGUUCACAACGAUUCAGUUUAAGUCAUUUGUGUUAUAACUGUAAUAACUAGUUACUCAUUUACUGAGUACUAUGUAUGUAAUUAGUAGCCUGGGAUGUUUUAAAACCCAGCCCUUAAUGUAAUGCCUGGUGCAAUAAAGUUAUGUGGGUAAGGUCA
Molecule: messenger RNA, 11010 nt
Organism: Limulus polyphemus (Atlantic horseshoe crab)
Lineage: Eukaryota; Metazoa; Arthropoda; Merostomata; Xiphosura; Limulidae
Product: sodium bicarbonate cotransporter 3-like
Biological process (GO): transmembrane transport; bicarbonate transport; regulation of intracellular pH
Cellular component (GO): plasma membrane
Molecular function (GO): sodium:bicarbonate symporter activity; solute:inorganic anion antiporter activity; monoatomic anion transmembrane transporter activity
Source: RefSeq, a predicted model, not a curated record